AUGAUGAUCCGUCCAAUCUUCUUGACUCUCGCACUCGCCGCGUACACCGCCUUUGCUCUCCAAUGCCACGUGGUUCCAACCGGUAACCUGUCCAUCCCAGACACCUCUCCAAAUCAGGAGUGCGCCAUCGGAUCGUUGUCGUGUCUCAAAGUGAUCGACUACACCCGCGGAACCUACACCAAACAAUGUCAAACCAUGAACUGCACGAUGAACGGACUUCAAAACGCUGUGGCCAACUGCCAAAACACAUCGGCUUUUGGUGUCAGUGGAGCGACUUGCUGCUGCUACGGAGAUGGCUGUAACUCUGCCCCAAAAACCGGAUUCGUCACCGCCUUCGGACUCACCGCUGCUCUUGUUUCCCUCAUGAAGAUCGUCGCCUAA
Molecule: messenger RNA, 381 nt
Organism: Caenorhabditis remanei
Lineage: Eukaryota; Metazoa; Nematoda; Chromadorea; Rhabditida; Rhabditidae
Exons: 3
Coding region: 1-381 (126 amino acids)
Source: RefSeq, a predicted model, not a curated record